UUCUCUUGAUAAAAAUCAGUAUCUUGUGCUAAACUCGAAAGUCCACUGUUGUCUGAUAAAAUAUUAAAUGGCAGAAGCUCCAAAAUCAGAAAGUGCCCAGAGUGUUGCAUCCCAGAGGCGCAAGCAUCGCCGUGGCAAGAAAUCGAAAUUGCUACCCAAGAAGACGAAGAAUCAAUAUCCGCCUUGGAAAAUGGAUAUGUUGCCAUCGGCACCGGGUGGCAAUGGCGCCCCAUCCGCCGGUAGCAGUGUGUCUCGUUCGAAACUGGUGCGCUCCCGUUCACUGCUGGUGCCGUACAACACCAAUCGUUUUCUUAUGGAGGAGCACAUGUCCGAGUUGCCCAAGGAUGACUUUGACGACAAUUGUUUUGGCAACCAGACCGAGGACCAGGAAUUAUUUCUCUCCAAGGAGUUCUCAAACGUUUACGAGCGGGCGCGUGUGGAGCGUCUAGAGACAAUGAGCAAGCAGGAGCUCAUACAGGAGUGUCUGCAGGUGGAGGAUCGGUACUCAAAAGAUCAAGGCCGCCAGCGUCAGCAGAGCCUGAAUGCGCAGAAUAUAUCCAAGGAGUAUGGCGUCAAGAUACGCGCUCUCGAGGAAAAGAUACGCGAGCUAACGCGAGAAAACCACAUGCUGCGUUCGCACAUCAUCCGCUCGCGUUCGCCAACCACAACUGCAGCAGCAGCGGCUGCAGCUUCGCCUCCAUCGGCUGCUGCGCCAACGGCAAGCGCUGUUUGUGAGCUGCAGGCACGUCAGCAGCCACAACAGCCACCAACACCAAUGGACUCGUCCAGCGAGGACAGCGAAAGUGAUAGCAGCAGCACAACGUCCAGCACCACGUCCAGCUCGUCCUCCAGCAGCGAGGGCCAUGAGAUGGGCGUGGCGGGCUUGAAUAUUGCCAACGGUCAUGCAGAAAGCCAUCGACACAAGAGUCGCAGCCAUUCGCGUUCGCCCAUUCUGGUGAUCAAUGGACAUGCCAAUGAGGAGGAGCGUCUACUGCUGCUAGACGCCAGCCGCAUGGAAGAGGACGACAACUCCAGUGAGGAUGCCAAGAAUAACGAUGCAAUCGAUGGAGCACCCAAGUAAAUUCGCCUGGCAACCAACUAAUGUGUACAUAUACCACGAUCUGAUACUUGUAGCAGGCACUGUUGCUUGAUUUAGGGAACCCCGGCUUAAUUUUAUUAAGUAGUUUUUGAUUCUUUUAAGAUGUAGCUCUAAGCUUGCUCAAAAUUCCCAUUAAUUUUAUACUCACAUGAAACCGAAAAGUUAAGUAAUCUAAAAUGAAGAGCACAAUUAAUUUGAAAUAGUCUAGUUUGUGUCGUAAUCCAAAUCCAAGCUUCCGCUAAAAUCGCUUUUAAAAUGUGGUGCGCUUAAUAACAAACUUUUAUAUAUAUAUUAAAAAAAAAAGACCGAUUUUGAAUUGAAAUAAAUGUUGAAUUGUAAUAUUUAACUAAAAAAUAA
Drosophila grimshawi is the source of this 1456-nucleotide messenger RNA. It is a transcript of the gene Hexim, whose product is annotated as protein HEXIM1. NCBI's taxonomy places the organism in Eukaryota, Metazoa, Arthropoda, Insecta, Diptera, Drosophilidae. Gene Ontology annotation, biological process: negative regulation of cyclin-dependent protein serine/threonine kinase activity; negative regulation of transcription by RNA polymerase II. Gene Ontology annotation, cellular component: cytoplasm; nucleoplasm; nucleus. The coding region runs from base 68 to 1081 and encodes 337 amino acids. The record is from RefSeq and is a predicted model, not a curated record. The transcript is spliced from 3 exons. Gene Ontology annotation, molecular function: 7SK snRNA binding; cyclin-dependent protein serine/threonine kinase inhibitor activity.